Messenger RNA from Closterium sp. NIES-67, 1989 nucleotides. NCBI's taxonomy places the organism in Eukaryota, Viridiplantae, Streptophyta, Zygnematophyceae, Desmidiales, Closteriaceae. The record is from the annotation of a GenBank genome assembly.
ACGCAGUGUCCCCCCGUCCGCUGCUUUCCAAUAGGUCUGGCUCCCAUUCACGGGUUUUGGCACAUCACUCCAAAAGGGGCACCUGAAGCACUUUUACGCCAUCCUCCAGUCGUUUCCGAGCAGCAUUCGUUUCUCGGUUGCUUUUUCUCAUCAGCAUAUAUCCCUUCCCACAGCUCUUUAUCCAGCAGUGCCUGAAAUAUCUGCUGCGCCUGUAAACUCCGGGCCUGUCCGACCUUUUGAUUCAUCUUGCCGCCACUACAUUCGAAAAGGAGUUUACUCUCCUAUCUUUCCGAUUAACGCUCCAAACUAUUCGUGAUGGAGACACCACUGCCAGUGGCAGUUAAUAAAUGCAACCAAGCCUCCGCUUCUAGCGACGGUAGUACCGGCGGUUCCGUCGGAAUUCGACGGACCUGCGACGUGCUGGAGCCCUCCACUCCGACGAACGGCGGCCGAGCCGCUAAGCGCUUACGACACUCCCACACGCAGACUUCAACGCCGGAGGCAAGGCCGAAUCUCCCCGCCGAUUCUUCAGAACCAACGCGGGAAGUUCGUCACAGCAGCGCAACGGCAGAAACGUCUUCCCUGGAGGAGAUCAAUCCGAUUUAUCCUACAGUUCCUCCUGUCUUCCCUGAGCUUGUCGGGCGACUCGAGGAGACAUUUGACCUGGAUUGCGACAUUCUCGGCGUCGGGCAAUUCGGCACAGUUCGACGGUGCGUUUGCCGCGCGACGGGUCAAGCUUUCGCGUGCAAGACGAUUCCCACGUCUCGGCUUGUCGACCAAUUCGUGAGAGAAGAGGUGAAAAUGGAGGUGCUACUUCUGCAGCAUCGGUUGAAUGUCGGUCAAUCUUCUCCCGAAGCACGAUUAUCAGCAGUCAACGCAAGCAGCGGUGAAGGUUUGGCGACCACGCGAUCAACAACGGAAGUCGCCGAGUCGCCGGUUCGCGUGACAAAAUCGUCGCACGGUGCUGCAGCGAUCGGAGCAGCGACCGGAGCGGCAUGGCAACCGGCGAUAGUGCAGCUCCACGCUGUUUUCGAGGACGACAAGGCGGUUCACCUCGUCAUGGACCUGUGCGACUCUGGCGACUUGUACGACGAAGUCGUGCGACGGGGGAGGCUACCCGAGAAGGAGUCGGCGCUGUUGUUCCGACAGAUAGCGUCGGCUCUCGCGUUUUGUCACGCGCGAGGCGUGAUGCACCGUGACAUGAAACCGGAGAAUGUUCUGCUCCAUAAGCAAGGAGAUGCUUCUAACCGGCUAACCGUUAAGCUCGCCGAUUUUGGACUCGCGAUUCCGCUUUCAGCCGGCGAAACUACUCGAGGAGUUUCAGGCUCAACGUUUUACAUGGCGCCUGAGGUGCUCUCAGGGGAGUACUGCCAUUCUGCGGAUGUUUGGUCGCUUGGAGUUAUCUUGUACACAAUGCUAAGUGGUACCGUACCUUUUUUCGGAGCUGACCAUAGCGAGUCAACGGAUGCUGUCCUGAAUGGGCGGUUAGAUUUCUCCGGACCAGAAUGGGCGACGAUUUCAGUCGAGGCGAAAGGGUUGAUUCGUUGCAUGUUACACCGAGAUCCCCGGAGACGGCCAACCGCUGCGAAAGUCUUAUCGCAUCCGUGGGUGCUGCUGAACGUCUUUGGCGGGAGAAUUGUGCGGAGAGCAGUGGCUCGUCCCCUUGAGAUUGCCGCGAUGGCUGAUCAGAGCAAGGCCAAUGUCGAGGCACAAGUUUCGGUGCAACAACAAUCUGGGGAACUCCUGCGGGGAAAACAUUCUCCUGAAGAAACUCAUGGGCAUGUAGCUGUGUCCUUAGCUGCUGAGCGGGUGAGACAACAACCGGAGCCACUACCUGGAAAUGGCUUCUGUCCGGAGCAAGGACAGACUUGCCAAAAGCAUCUACACAGGCUAAUGGCAGUCCAACCCAGCGGUUUUGUGCAAACGUCUGCCUAAGGUGUUAUCAUGUAUGCAUAAUGUAACUGUACAGAAAGAAGUUUAAACCCAGCG